Schistosoma guineensis is the source of this 974-nucleotide messenger RNA. NCBI's taxonomy places the organism in Eukaryota, Metazoa, Platyhelminthes, Trematoda, Strigeidida, Schistosomatidae. The record is from the annotation of a GenBank genome assembly.
CGUGCUUUAUCUAAAUAUGGUGUGAAACCUCUUCCACGUAAACGUGCUAUACUACUCUUAAAAGAAAUCUAUAAUCAACUUCAUCAAUAUGAAGAAGAUGAACAGAAUCAAUUGAUGUCUAACAAACGAAUUGGAUCAGUGAAGUACAAUAAUAAUAGACAAUUACAAGAAAACUGUAUAGAUAAAGAAAAGAAAUGUAAUAAUAGAUUAGAUAGAUCUAAAAAGAUGAUAUUAAAUGUUUCAAAUAAUGUAAAUAAUGUAUCAUUAUUACCCAUACGUUGUAAAAAUGAUACUGAUAAUAGUAAUAAUAAUAAUAAUAAUAAUGGUGAUAGUGAUAGUAUUGUUCAACAAGAAUUGUUAUUAUCAACUUCAACUCUUUCAAAUGAAUUACAAAACUUAUUGAAUUCUGAAGUGAUUUCAUCUGAUGAACUCUCUCAUUCAAAUAGUCAAGAUUUGAAAAAACUAAGUCGAAAACAAGUCAAUAAAAUCAAGGGUAAUAUAAAUCAAAUUGUAUUACAUUAUUUAAAGAAUAAUCCCAAUCUAUACAUGAAUAUUUUAACUUAUACGCCAUUAGAAUUCGAUGUUGUACAUAAUAUGCUUAAAUCUGAUGGUAUCAUAAUUGGACAACAAAAACUGAUGGAUCUUUUCGAUGAUCAGUGUAUUACAUUCACAUUACGUAAUCGUAUCAAAAACCACAAUAAAUACAAUGGUUCAGUGUCUAAGAAAUGAAUUAGCUCUAACAGAAAUAUUAUACAGUAUGAUCUAUUAUACAUAUUGUGCCAUAAACAUAAUGUCUUUCAUCUUAUUAUUCCAUUAACAUUCAUUUCCCAUAAUCUAUCCUUUAUAUUAAACUUCUCAUUGAAUUAUAAUGUACAAAAUAUUCAUCAACUGUGCAGAAGUAAAAUGAAGUUAUAUUUUAUAAAAUACCACAUACAAUUUAUAAGUUUAUAAAUAUAGGCUGUAUUUCAACAUAA